Molecule: messenger RNA, 979 nt
Organism: Plectropomus leopardus (leopard coralgrouper)
Lineage: Eukaryota; Metazoa; Chordata; Actinopteri; Perciformes; Serranidae
Source: RefSeq, a predicted model, not a curated record
CUUUAGUCUUAUAUAACAGCUUAACUUUAUUUGACCACGCACUUCACCCUCAUUUCCUCACUUCAGCUUGGACUGUGCACAGAUUUAACGGUAUACUUCCAAAAUAUAAGAACCAUGUCUGGAAAAGUUUUGUUGUACUACAUUAAUGGUAGAGGGAGAAUGGAGUCAAUCCGCUGGCUUCUGACAGUUGCAGAAGUUGAGUUUGAUGAGAUUUAUCUGACAACUCGUGACCAGUACUUGAAACUCAUAAGUGAUGGAGCUCUGAUGUUUCAGCAGGUUCCCAUGGUGGAAAUUGAUGGCAUGAAACUAAUUCAGACAAAAGCAAUCUUGAAUUACAUUGCAGAGAAGUACAAUCUCCAUGGAAAAGAUCUGAAAGACCGAGUCAUGAUCAACAUGUACUCAGAGGGACUGAUGGAUCUCAUGGAAAUGAUCAUGAUGUUGCCCUUCACCCCAGAUCCAAAACCAAAACUGGAGCAAAUUGAGAGUAAAGCAAAAGAGCGCUACCUUCCUGUGUUUGAAAAGGUGCUGACUGGGCAUGUGUACCUGGUCGGAGGUAAGCUGAGCUGUGCAGACGUGCAGCUGCUUGAAUGCACCCUGAUGUUGGAGGAGAAAUUCGCUGAAAUCCUUGCCAACUUUCCCAACAUCAAGGAUUUUCAGGGCAGGAUGACGCAGCUUCCCGCCAUCAGGAAGUUCCUGCAGCCAGGCAGCAAGAGGAAGCCGCAGCCAGAUGAGCAGUACGUAAAGACCAUCAUGGAGGUGUUCAACAUCACAUUACCACUGCCAUGAACCCAGUUCAUUCCUCACACCAGCAGUUUAAGUCAUUCACAAGGGAAUUAUACAAGCAUGUUCAAUAUGUGGAUCAAUUAUAUUUGCUGGUUUAUACUGAAAUAAAUACUGCACCAUCCAUUGCAACUCUUCAGCAUUUUCCUGUAAAAAUCUCCAAAAUAAAUGGUUUAUUUUUGAGGAAAAUUUGAAAAAA